Phanerochaete carnosa HHB-10118-sp is the source of this 2459-nucleotide messenger RNA. RefSeq lists its product as uncharacterized. The record is from RefSeq and is a predicted model, not a curated record. NCBI's taxonomy places the organism in Eukaryota, Fungi, Basidiomycota, Agaricomycetes, Polyporales, Phanerochaetaceae. Gene Ontology annotation, biological process: endocytosis. Gene Ontology annotation, molecular function: phospholipid binding; clathrin binding. Gene Ontology annotation, cellular component: clathrin vesicle coat; plasma membrane; endosome. The coding region runs from base 984 to 2348 and encodes 454 amino acids. The transcript has 8 exons.
CUCUCUCCAUGUUGCAGCGACGCCGACGACGACGACUCCAUCUUAGUCCCAGCGCCGCGAUGUCGAUGGCGCUGGGUUCGUAGAAUGUCUUGCCAAGCACGUCUCCGCUUAAGAACGAAGACGCGGAAGGGAGCUCAAGGCGUUGACGGGAACAUACGCCUCGGCCAUUUGCGUUGUCGGACCUAGCUCCUAGGCGUCGCGCAGGCCAGACCGCAACGCCGUGUUGUGCCCCGGGAUGACGAGACAGUGCGUAUAGAACUUCUGCUCACAAUAGUGACGGAGGGCGCACUCGAUGAGAAUGCAGGUGAAUGGCAGCAAUAAGUCCACCAAGUUUGCCGGAGCUCCAGGACGAACUUAGGAGAUCCCCGGGUAUGUAAGCUAUUUGUGUGCGCGUCUGCUUUACUCACCUCCGACGGCCGUUCUCUCGCCACGGCCUUGAACACAUACGUCUCGAAAGCCUGCUUACGAUUAGCGACAUAUGACCGUAUGCGACUGGCUGUCGUGAAUAUACGGCUCAAUAUUAAUGCCAAGCUUCGGUCCCAGUCGCGUAGGCGCAGUCGACGUCAUGAUGAAAUCCUGCAAUGAGUCGAAAAAAAUCUAAGAACGCUCUCCUUUGGCCAGUAGCGACGGCAUGCGCAGCAGGCUAUGGUCAGCAGCGGAACCACGUCAUGAUCAUAGCGUAGUCAUCGUGCCAGUCGUCGACGUCCGGUGGUGACGCCUCGGAUCGCUUGCCAAAUCGAGGCAGCGAGACGUGGCUCCGAUUGCGCCGAUCGAAUUCUACGCGGGGUCUGGGCACUUCGGCAAGAUGCCGCAGGGCGCUUCGCUGUAGCGGGUGGCCCAAACUGGUAUGGAACUCGAGUCGUGCUUCGCAUUGGUGUUUCCGGGGACGGCCACGCUCGGAGGCGGCACAGCAGUAAAACGCUGGCUGAAUCACUCCUCUCUUUCAUACCACUACCCAUCCCCCCGUCCUCACAGGCAGCACAAUGGUCGUAGCCAACCUCACUAAGAAGACCGUGCGGGCAGCCAAGUCGGUGACGAAGGGAUACUCCAACACCCAGAGCAAGGUUAGGAACGCCACAAAGAAUGACCCCUCGCUGCCGACUACGCGAGAGCUGAACGAGAUUGCCGAGCUGUCGUACAACAGCGUCGAUUUCGUCGAGAUCAUGGAGGUCAUCAGUAAGCGAUUGAACGACAAGGGUAAGCUAUGGCGGCACGUAUUUAAGGCCUUGACUGUCUUGGAGUAUCUCCUGUUCUGGGGUGCGGACAGCGUCAUUCGCUACUGCGAGGAUAAUCUGUAUGAGGUCAAGACUCUCCGCGAGUUCCAGUAUGUCGACGAUAACUCCAACGAUUGCGGGAUGAACGUGCGCCAGAAGGCGAAAGACAUCACGAAUCUGAUCCUCAACCCCAAUGUGCUGAAGAGCAAGCGGCGCAAGGGUAGCCAACCUAGUCCUCAAAAUGUCGACGAGCUAUAUGGCUCACAACGCUCGAGCCCGUACAGUCAAGCUCGGAAUGUGCCCGAUCGUGACGAGGAGAGGAGGCGUGUUUCGGCGGAGAGUCGGCGAUCGGCAGAGCAGAAGCGCAAGAGCACGGAGGAGGCAGACCUUCAGCGUGCCCUACAGCUGAGCAAGGAAGAGGAAGAGAAGCGUCGGCGUGCCGUCGAACAGUCAAAUUCAUCAUUGUUCAACGAGCAAGAGGAGAAGAAACCCAAAGACGACCCUCUGAUUGAUUUAUCUGACAUUCAGAUCACCCCUUCGCCUGCACUGCAGGUGCAAUAUACUCAGUACCAGGCCGUGCAGCCUCAAUACACAGCUAUCCAACCUCAGUACACACAGAUUCAGCCGCAGUACACUCAGUUCCAGGUGCCACUCACGUAUGGUCAGGAUAUCGCAGCUCUGCAGGCGGAGUAUCUGCGGCAGCAGGCUGAGUGGACGCAACAGCAACAAAUGGCCGCUCAAGCGCAGCAGGAGGAGUACUUGCGUCAACAGCAAUAUCUACAAUAUCAACAGCAGCAGAUGCAGACGAUCCAGCCGCAGCCAACGGCUAUCGGAUCGAACAAUCCGUUUGCGGCUCCGAGUCCCUCUCCCAGCUUGAGCUCCACUUCCUCGAGCAGUAGCCUGAGCCGGACGACUUCCCCUGCUACGCCGUAUUCCGCGCGCUCCCUCAGCAGACAAGACGAGCAGCACUCGCACUUGGCAGGCUUGUAUGGGGCCCGCGGAGACGACGGCGUGGAUACGUUUGGAAAUAUGGGAUUCCUUCGGUUUGGUCCGACCGACACUGGACGAAUUGCAGCUACAAAGACGGGCAACAGCAGCGUGUAUUUGACAGCCCAGCAUACUGCAGUAUACUGAUCUCGGCCAUGCCUGAGUCGCUCCACAUUCUAGUGUAAUAUUUCCAUGCUCUAUCUAUGUACCACUAGUUGCCGGUUCGGCGUGUAUUUGUAUUCUCGGUUCCGAUCUUCU